Suillus clintonianus is the source of this 640-nucleotide messenger RNA. RefSeq lists its product as uncharacterized. The coding region runs from base 34 to 528 and encodes 164 amino acids. Lineage: Eukaryota; Fungi; Basidiomycota; Agaricomycetes; Boletales; Suillaceae. The transcript has a single exon. The record is from RefSeq and is a predicted model, not a curated record.
CAUCACCCAGUGCCACGCUCGAAAUACUGGAGGAUGUUGGUUCAAGCACAGAACCUUCUUCUCCUCAGGAAAGUUUGUGCUCUGAAGCUUCGAGCACACCAUCUGAGUCACGGACGAUUCUCUUACUCACACACUCGCACUUUUGCAUUUACAUUCUCGCAAUCCUCGUUCCAACUCAGAAAAUGGCCAUGUUGCGCGCUGUUGGUAAACCAGGGUCAUGUUCGUACCUCUUAUUUCCAGAAUGUAGUAAAGCCUAACAUCGGUUGUGUUGGUGAGCAACAAAGUUUUUCUCUUCACCCUCGUCUCUUUCUGGUCACCGAUUUCUUUUUGACUGGCAUUCCCUCCUUCCCGGCCGGACGUCCGAGUCCUUUCUGUUCUCCAAGUGUCUUCUGCACUCCCCUGUUCCAUCCUCACCAUUCUACCCUUAUGUCUUCCCAACCUCUCCUUCACAAUUCAUCCACGCUUGUUCAUCCGGCUGAGCUACACACGCAUUCUUUUUUUUUUUCAUUUGGGAUGCUCCAAGCAUAAUAAACGACGCCUCUGAUCUGGCUCGGCAGUGCGGCAUGUUCGAGUAUAAUAUCGCUGAACCUCGUUCCAACUAUAUUCAUCCAUUUAAUCCGGCCGCUUUCUACCGAAUGAC